Panicum virgatum (switchgrass) is the source of this 762-nucleotide messenger RNA. RefSeq names its product ACT domain-containing protein ACR7-like. The transcript is spliced from 3 exons. Bases 145 to 744 code for a protein of 199 amino acids. The record is from RefSeq and is a predicted model, not a curated record. Lineage: Eukaryota; Viridiplantae; Streptophyta; Magnoliopsida; Poales; Poaceae.
GACAAUGCUGUCUGCCCCACGGCCACGCUCGUGCAGGUCGACAGCGCCAGGAAGCGAGGCGUCCUGCUCGAGGCCGUGCAGGUGCUGGCCGACCUCGACCUCUCCAUCAACAAGGCCUACAUCUCGUCCGACGGACGGUGGUUCAUGGACGUCUUCCACGUCACCGACCGCCUCGGCCGCAAGCUCACCGACGACAGCGUCAUCACCUACAUCAAGCAGUCGCUGGGGACGUGGAACGGGCCGGCGCGGCCGGCGGCGCUCGAGGGCCUGACGGCGCUGGAGCUCACGGGCGCCGACCGCACGGGGCUGCUCUCCGAGGUCUUCGCCGUGCUCGCCGACAUGGAGUGCAGCGUGGUGGAGGCCCGCGCGUGGACGCACCGGGGCCGCCUCGCCUGCGUGGCGUUCCUCCGCGGCGAGGACGCCGACGCCGGCUGCGUGCUGCGCAUCCUCACCCGCCUCGGCCACCUCCUCCGCGGGGACCCCGCGGAGGUGCCGGGCGCGGUGGCCGCGGUGCCCGCCGCGGGCGUCGCGCACGCCGACCGCCGCCUCCACCAGCUCAUGGCCGCGGACCGGGACCGGGACGGCCGCGCGUUCCUGACGCCGGCCGUGUCCGUCGACGGCUGGGCCGAGCGCGGGUACUCCGUGGUCACCGGCUGCGGCGAGUGGAGGCGGCGCUGGGCUACGGGGUUCCUCUUUGUUUUUUUUUUCUUCAAUGAUUCUGGGAUUGAAAUUGAAAUUAUGUGAAUGAUUUGGUAUGGAUUA